Messenger RNA from Scomber japonicus (chub mackerel), 1404 nucleotides. It is a transcript of the gene gipr, whose product is annotated as gastric inhibitory polypeptide receptor. The record is from RefSeq and is a predicted model, not a curated record. Gene Ontology annotation, biological process: cell surface receptor signaling pathway; adenylate cyclase-modulating G protein-coupled receptor signaling pathway. Gene Ontology annotation, molecular function: G protein-coupled peptide receptor activity; gastric inhibitory peptide receptor activity; peptide hormone binding. The transcript has 14 exons. Lineage: Eukaryota; Metazoa; Chordata; Actinopteri; Scombriformes; Scombridae. Bases 1 to 1404 code for a protein of 467 amino acids. Gene Ontology annotation, cellular component: plasma membrane.
AUGAAGGCUUCUGACACAUUCCUCAUCCUCAUCCUCCUGUCCAGGACUGUGUGUGUGUCAGGGAGGACUGCCAAAGCUACAUUGGAGGAAUGGAUCCAAUACAGGAAUGAAUGUGAACUCCGGAUGAAGACAGAGCCCAAGCCCAUAGGAGUGUAUUGUCCUCCUUCGUUUGACAUGUACGCCUGCUGGUUAUAUGGAAACCCUAACUCCACAGUCAAGGUGCCCUGCCCCUCGUUCUUGCCCUGGUACAACCAAGUGCGUAAUGGUUUCGUGUUGCGGGAAUGUGGCCCUGAUGGUCAGUGGGCAACCAGCAACUCCAGCCCCACCUGGAGGGACCAUUCCCAGUGCAGCGCUGACAACAGGCAACAAGAAGCUGAGGAGAAGCAGAUGUUGAUCUUCAGAUUCUUCAGAAUAAUGUACACAGUGGGAUACUGCCUCAGUCUGGCCAGUCUUUCCCUGGCUCUGAUUAUUCUGCUGCUAUUCAGGAAGCUGCACUGCACCAGGAACUACAUCCACAGCAACUUGUUUGCAUCGUUCAUCCUGCGAGCUGUUUCAAUCUUGAGCAGAGAUGCCCUGCUGAGCACAGACACUCCUGAGUUCAGGGACGACAGGAAUGUCUCCGAAGUACUCAGUGAUCAGGAAGUGUCCAGCUGCCGUGUGGCUCAGGUGCUGAUGCAAUACUGCGUGGGAGCAAAUUACUACUGGCUGCUGGUGGAGGGCCUGUAUCUACACAAUCUGCUGGUGCUGAUGGUGUUCCCUGAAAACCGCUACUUCUGUGGCUACCUACUUAUAGGCUGGGGCACUCCAGUGUUAUUUGUUGUUCCUUGGAUUAUUGUACGUUACCUGUUUGAAAACACAAGGUGUUGGGAGAUGAACGAGACCGUGGAGCACUGGUGGAUAAUCCGCACUCCCAUCCUGUUGGCCAUUCUGGUGAACUUCUUCAUCUUUAUACGCAUCAUCCAGAUCCUUAUAUCCAAACUGAAGGCCCAUCAGAUGAGAUACACCGACUACAAGUUCAGAUUGGCCAAGUCCACCCUGACCCUGAUCCCUCUGCUGGGGAUCCAUGAAGCGGUCUUUGCAGUGUUGACAGAGGAGCACACAGAGGGCAUCCUGCGCAAUGUCAUCCUCUUUUUUCAGCUCUUCUUCAGCUCUUUCCAGGGUUUACUUGUAGCCGUCCUCUACUGUUUUCUCAACAAGGAGGUGCAGGCAGAGAUAAAGAAGAAGUGGCAGAGGUGGAAGCUGGGAAUGACAGACCUUGACGAUCUGAGAAACACUGGCAGCAACACACCACAGGUGGGCGCCAACGCUGCAGCCUGUCAUAUGAAUGAAUACACAUUGUUGGUGCCAGUGUGCCAGUAUCCAAGCAUUGCUACCAUCCCUGCCUCCCAAUCGCACGUUGCCUAG